Batrachochytrium dendrobatidis JAM81 is the source of this 717-nucleotide messenger RNA. RefSeq lists its product as uncharacterized. The record is from RefSeq and is a predicted model, not a curated record. Gene Ontology annotation, biological process: protein folding; protein import into mitochondrial matrix; protein stabilization. Gene Ontology annotation, cellular component: mitochondrion. The coding region runs from base 1 to 717 and encodes 238 amino acids. The transcript has a single exon. Gene Ontology annotation, molecular function: zinc ion binding; protein-folding chaperone binding. Lineage: Eukaryota; Fungi; Chytridiomycota; Chytridiomycetes; Rhizophydiales.
AUGCAUCAGAAAACAUUGAUCAAGACUAUUUAUCUCAUGAGUCGACCAUCGUUGAGCUGGGCAGUAUCAACAGCCGCUACACUAUGCAACUUGACAAGACCGGUGUAUCGCUACCAUCGAAUUGCAUCAAUCACAAAGCAUGAAUGGUUCAAUGCAACCAGACCAUCAUACUUGAUUGGUAGCAUACAUACAUCAUAUUGCGCUACUCGCCAUCAUUCGAUAUCCAGCAACGACUCUGAUUCUCCAGUAGACGCAGGCUUGAAUGUCUCUGCAGACAGAAUGAUCAUUGGCUUUACAUGUAAAGUCUGUAAACAUCGCUCUUAUAAAUCCAUGUCAAAAAAGGCUUAUACGACUGGCGUGGUUAUGAUCAAAUGCGACGGAUGUAAAAACACACACUUGAUUGCUGAUCAUUUGGGAUGGUUUGAUUCAACGAAACCGCCCGGAACGAUUGAGGAUAUUAUGCGAGAAAAAGGAGAGACUGUUAAACGAGUGCAGUAUCCUAUGCAAUAUCACAUUAGUAGAAGCAAUGCGACCAAUAAAGAUGACUCGACUGAACACGACACUGAUGUUGAUAUGAGCAUGACUGGAAUGUCAGAAUGGCAUCCUGAUGCGACUGCAGAUGCGAUUGAAAAUGUGAUUGCAGAUGCAGAAACGGAUAUGAUUACAUUGCAAGAACAAAAUAAUGAAUCUAUCAAGAACCAAACUCGGAUAAAAUAA